Drosophila ficusphila is the source of this 2025-nucleotide messenger RNA. RefSeq lists its product as uncharacterized. Gene Ontology annotation, molecular function: ligand-gated monoatomic ion channel activity. The record is from RefSeq and is a predicted model, not a curated record. NCBI's taxonomy places the organism in Eukaryota, Metazoa, Arthropoda, Insecta, Diptera, Drosophilidae. Gene Ontology annotation, cellular component: membrane.
AUGAAAGUUCAAGUUCUCCGCUGGCUCCUCCUGCUAUUUUUCCUGCUCGUCAGUGCGGGGCCACGUGUCACCGGCAGCUGGCGGAGCGAAAAUUCCCGGGAGGAUCCGGACUCGAAAACACGGUGGGGCAAUCAGUUGCCGGAUAUGCUAGUCGCUUACUAUCGCCACCACGGCGUUCACAGCCUGAUGCUGGUCGUUUGUCACACGGACAUUGCGGAUUCUCGCCUCUGGACACUGUUUCAGCACUUCAACCUCAACGAUUUCUAUGUGCAGGUCAGUACGGAGGGUUCGCUAAGGGACCUGCGACAUGUCGAUGCCCUGGAUGAACACAAGGACGCUCCUCCGCCGAAGAGUUUCCAUGCCAACAACUCCACCCACUGGGAGACGUCCUUUCUGCUCCCCAUGAUGCCCUAUAAAACGGGAAUCCUUCUGCUGGAAUUCAGCAGCGAAUGUGCAAUAAAUCUACUUCGCUGGUCUGCGGCAUCGGAGCACAAUUACUUCACCACGAAUCGGUUUUGGUUGCUCCUAACCGAAGACACAGCCGAUAUCGAUUUACUGGAGGACCCCGAGAUAUUCGUCCCCCCGGAUAGUGAAUUGAGGGUGCUCCUCUAUGAGAAUGAUGGCAACUUCUCGUCCACCUUAAUCGAUCUGUACAAAGUGGCUGCUUGGAAGCCCUUGAAGAGAACUUUGGUGGGCCACAACAUUCGCAAUAAGAGGCACAUCACUCAUGCCCUACAGCACUUUGGGUCAGCUAUAACUUAUAGGCAAAAUCUGGAAGGAAUAGUAUUUAACACGGCAAUAGUGAUUGCCUUUCCUGAUCUGUUUACAAAUAUCGAAGACUUGUCCCUGCGGCACAUUGACACCAUCUCGAAGGUUAAUCAUCGCUUGAUGUUGGAGCUGGCCAAUCGCUUGAACAUGAGCUAUAACACCUAUCAAACCGUCAACUACGGAUGGCGACAACCGAAUGGAUCCUUCGAUGGAUUGAUGGGACGCUUUCAGCGCUAUGAACUGGACUUUGCUCAGCUGGCGAUCUUCAUGAGAUUGGAUCGAAUCGCCUUAGUGGAUUUCGUGGCUGAAACUUAUCGGGUGAGAGCUGGAAUUAUGUUCCGGCAACCUCCACUGUCGGCGGUGGCCAACAUAUUCGCCAUGCCCUUUGAGAACGACGUGUGGGUUUCUAUUUUGAUGCUACUCAUCAUAACCACCGUGGUUCUGGCUGUGGAACUGCUCUUCCCCCACACCCACGACAUGGCCUACAUGGACACCCUGAACUUUGUUUGGGGUGCCAUGUGCCAGCAGGGAUUCUAUGUGGAGGUGCGGAAUCGAUCGGCAAGGAUCAUUGUCUUUACCACUUUUGUUGCUGCUCUUUUCUUGUUCACGUCGUUUUCUGCUAAUAUUGUGGCCCUACUCCAAAGUCCAUCGGAUGCCAUCCAGUCUCUGUCGGACCUCGGCCAAUCUCCACUAGAGAUUGGUGUUCAGGACACCCAGUAUAAUAAAAUAUACUUCACGGAGUCCACUGAUCCAGUGACCAAAAAUCUUUACCAUAAGAAAAUCGCAUCUAAGGGGGAUAAUGUCUAUAUGCGCCCGAUUUUAGGAAUGGAGAGAAUGCGCACAGGAUUGUUUGCAUAUCAGGUGGAACUGCAGGCGGGUUACCAAAUCGUCAGCGACACCUUUAGUGAGCCAGAAAAGUGUGGAUUAAUGGAGCUGGAACCUUUCCAGCUGCCCAUGUUGGCAAUUCCCACCCGGAAGAACUUUCCAUACAAAGAGCUCAUAAGAAGACAACUACGCUGGCAGCGAGAGGUGAGCUUGGUGAAUCGCGAGGAACGGAAGUGGAUUCCCCAGAAGCCCAAGUGCGAGGGCGGAGUGGGUGGCUUCGUAUCCAUUGGCAUCACCGAGUGCCGAUAUGCUUUGGGGAUCUUUGGCUGCGGAGCUGCCGCUAGUUUUGGCUUCUUCCUCUGCGAGUUCAUCUUCAAGCACUUCAAGCAAAUUUAUCGCAUAUUCAAAGGAUAUCGAGAAAUGCAGCGCUAG